Aspergillus sclerotioniger CBS 115572 is the source of this 3217-nucleotide messenger RNA. Its product is annotated as putative UDP-glucose,sterol transferase. Bases 320 to 3217 code for a protein of 965 amino acids. Gene Ontology annotation, molecular function: hexosyltransferase activity; UDP-glycosyltransferase activity. The transcript has 6 exons. NCBI's taxonomy places the organism in Eukaryota, Fungi, Ascomycota, Eurotiomycetes, Eurotiales, Aspergillaceae. Gene Ontology annotation, biological process: carbohydrate metabolic process. The record is from RefSeq and is a predicted model, not a curated record.
GGGUCUUUGCCGGAAAUAUGGCAAGACCGAGGCAGCCAGCCAGAUACGUAACAGUGCAGAACUACGUGAUUGGCUAAUAGACAAAGAAAGCCGGACUCCACUGGUUCGGUUCAAGAUGCGAUCAUCCGUGGGUCCAGCGGCUGCGGUGCAAUGCUAUGGCGUCACCAGUUGGACCCUCCCGGCUUUGACUUCAUCUGUCUUCUUUUCACUUCCCCUGUGCCUGUCUGUUAUUCCGCAAUCAUUAUACUUCUUUUCCAACAGUCCCUGACAUAAACUCAAUUGCUUUGGUCGGUCGCAUGGUCCGUGUCUGCCAGCAGCCAUGCCGCCUCACGAUGGCCUCACGGCCGCCGACUGGCCGGAGGAGCAAAUCGCCAAUGUCAACUCCCAUGCCGGUCAUGGCCGGCCUAAUCGGCGCGCGCAUAUUCGGGAGAGAGGACUUAACACGGGGGUCCGGGUGAUGGAUUCAGACGACGGUCGCCUGGACAUCAAAAUUCGCGACCAUAAACCAUGGGUAGGGAAGAUCAUCAACCAUCUCCAACACCAGCCAGAGCCGGUUCAGGAAGAUCGCAAGCCCUCCGUCUGCCUUGCCGAAGAUGAGGAAUGCCGCUGUCCCCUCAAACUCAACAUUGUCGUCCAAGUCGUUGGCUCCCGCGGCGAUGUCCAACCCUUUAUCGCCCUCGGAAAGGUGCUUAAAUCCCACGGUCAUCGUGUGCGUCUCGCCACGCAUCUCGCGUUUCGUGAAUCUAUUGAAAACGAGGGCUUGGAAUUCUUCAAUAUCGGUGGGGAUCCGGCAGAGUUGAUGGCUUUCAUGGUACGCAACCCCGGCUUGAUGCCGCAUAUGAGCACGAUUCGGAGCGGGGCGAUUCCACGUCGACGACGCGAAAUGAAGGCAAUUUUCUCCGGCUGUUGGCGCUCGUGUUUCGAAACGGGCGAUGGAACAGGCAUGCAUCAUAUUUCCGAGGAUCCAUGGAAUGAAACAGCGGACUACCGGACGCAGCCGUUCGUCGCGGAUGCGAUCAUCGCCAAUCCACCGAGUUUUGCCCAUCUCAGUUGUGCGGAGAAGCUAGGUAUUCCCUUGAAUAUGAUGUUUACAAUGCCCUGGUCGGCCACACAGUCCUUCCCGCAUCCCCUCGCGACAAUCCGUACAAAGAACACGAAGCCAUCGGCUGCGAAUUUUGCAUCCUAUGCAGUGGUAGAAGUCAUCAUGUGGGAGGGCCUUGGGGAUCUGAUCAAUACUUUCCGAAAACGAGAACUUGGGCUGGACCCGUUGGACGCCAUUCGGGCGCCGAGUAUUGCGCACCGGCUGCAAAUCCCAUACACGUAUCUCUGGUCGCCAGCACUCCUCCCCAAACCCGGAGACUGGGGCGACAACAUCGACGUCGCCGGAUUCGCUUUUCUCUCCUCAGGAUCCGACUACAAACCCCCCGACGACCUGGACUCAUUCCUGAAAGCAGGACCACCUCCUAUUUACGUUGGAUUCGGCUCCAUCGUAGUCGACAAUCCGGGCUCGUUGACGAAAACCAUCUUCAAAGCCAUCCGCGAAAGUGGACAACGGGCGAUCGUUUCGAAAGGCUGGGGGAACCUUGGAGCGGGCGAGGACGAGAUCCCGGAGAACAUCUUCAUGAUCAACAAAUGUCCGCACGACUGGCUCUUUCAGCACGUUUCUUGCGUGAUCCACCACGGCGGAGCUGGCACCACUGCCGCCGGGCUGGUCCUGGGACGACCCACUAUCAUCAUACCCUUCUUCGGCGACCAGCCCUUCUGGGGCUCGAUCGUGGCUCGCGCAGGCGCAGGCCCACUGCCCAUCCCACACAAGCAGCUGGCGGUGGAGAAUCUAACCGAGGCGAUCAAGAAGGCCCUGGAGCCGUCGACGUUGGAAAAGGCCAAGGAAAUCGGCGAGCAGAUGCGCACGGAGCAGGGCGUGCGGAACGCGGCCGCUAGUUUCUACCAGCAUCUCGAUCUGGAGAGUAUGCGGUGCUCAAUCUGUCCGCAUCUGCCGGCCGUGUGGUGGGUUCGUCAUUCUCAUAUCAAGCUGAGCACGUUUGCGGCGGCAGUAUUGGUCGAGACGGGCUUGAUCAACCCACGCAAUGUUGUCCUGUACCGCUCACGCGAAUACGACACGAAUCGAGAUCCUAGGGGCCCUCUGACAGCAGGCGCAGAAGUGCUCUACGGCAUUAUCUCCGGGUUCGUCAGCGGCAUCGCCGACGUCCCCAGCGGAAUGGCGGGCAUCUUCUCAACCACGCAUGAACGACGACUCCACCAUAAACACGACUGGAAAAAGGACCGUCCCCCGUCGUGUCUUGAAGGAUCAUCCCUCCGCCAUCGUCGUGCCAAGUCAUCCCUCGAUUCGGGAGUUGGACCUGACGAGAUCCCUAACAAUAACCGGCCAGGACGGGGGCAAAGUCGGUAUGAGCCAGACAGUCCCCGCGACCAUACCUCCAAUGAUAUUUCCGAAUCCACAGAAUCCGACGAGGCGUACCACUCGGCCGAAGAAGAACUCCCCCCCGAUGUUUCCGACUCCGAUCAAACAGACGACGAGGCCAGUGAGUCAAGCCCGCGCACGAGCAGCUCCGAUACACUGGAAGACACCGAUGAAAUGGGUGCAGAGCUCGACCUCGAGCGAACGAUCACGCGACUUCGGACGAGGGAAAUGUCGCAUACGAAGGAAAUCCUGGCGGAGACGUCAUAUCAUAGCGGGAGAGCGGCCAAGCAUAUGCUGGACUGGGCGCUUAUGCUGCCGACCGACUUGACAUUGAGUCUGUCAAAAGGAUUUCACAACGCACCAAAGCUGUACCAUGAUCGGUUGGUAGAGGAGACGCCGAAAGUUCUGGGGUUUCGGAGUGGGUUUCGGGCUGCUGGGACGGAAUUCACCCACGGGUUCUAUAACGGCAUCACCGGGCUCGUGACACAGCCUGCGGUCGGGCUGGAAAGGUCGGGAAGCAAAGGACUGUUGAAAGGGAUCGGUAAGGGGAUAGGGGGUGUUUUCCUCAAACCUACUGCUGGCAUCUGGGGCUUAGCAGGAUACCCGCUGGACGGGAUCCAUAAGAGUCUCCGCAAUUCGCUAUCGAAGAGCAAAACGAGGGAUAUUCUGACCUCGCGGAUGCGGCAGGGCAUCGAGGAAAUGUGCGCGGCGACGACACAGGAACGAUCGGCCGUGAUUCAGAAAUGGCAUGAGUUGCAGCGAGCCGGCCUGGGGCAUGCGAGUGAGGAUAGUUAG